AUGGUCAUAGUGAUUGAUCUUCGCUUGUCCUUUGUGCAAGCAAACAUACGCCUUCAACGUACUAGAAAUCCUAUAAUCGGCGAUAAAUUUAGCAGUAGGCAUGGGCAAAAGGGUGUUUGCUCUCAGUUGUGGCCUGAUGUCGAUAUGCCAUUUUCUGGAGUUACAGGAUUGCGACCAGAUCUUAUUAUCAAUCCACAUGCAUUCCCUUCUAGAAUGACAAUUGCAAUGCUUUCGGAAUCAACAGCUGCUAAGUUCAUAGAUUUAUUGUAUGUGAUGGUCAUAGUGAUUGCUCUUCGCUUGUCCUUUGUGCAAGCAAACAUACGCCUUCAACGUACUAGCAAUCCUAUAAUCGGAGAUAAAUUUAGCAGUAGUCAUGGGCAAAAGGGUGUUUGCUCUCAGUUGUGGCCUGAUGUCGAUCUGCCAUUUUCUGGAGUUACAGGAUUGCGACCAGAUCUUAUUAUCAAUCCACAUGCAUUCCCUUCUAGAAUGGCAAUUGCAAUGCUUUCGGAAUCAAUAGCUGCUUAG
This is a messenger RNA of Fraxinus pennsylvanica, 525 nucleotides long. NCBI's taxonomy places the organism in Eukaryota, Viridiplantae, Streptophyta, Magnoliopsida, Lamiales, Oleaceae. The record is from the annotation of a GenBank genome assembly.